AGACGAGUGCCAUGGCCCCUUAGCAAGGAUUUCAUGCAUAAAUCGACAACUGGUUCACAUUUUGGUUGCUUUUGUUUGUUAUCCAAGGUGAAAGAGGGGUGUUUGGUUGGAGGAGGAUAUGAGGGAGGAGGAGGAGGAGGAGGAUAUGAGGGAGGAGGGGGAGGAGGAGGAGGAGGAGGAUAUGAGGGAGGAGGGGGAGGAGGAGGAGGAGGAGGAGGAGGAGGAGGAGGAGUGGGAGGAGACGAAGGAUGCGAAGCCUGGGUGGCUGCAGAAGCUCAGGGCGAAUAGAGAUAUUUCAAGAAGAGCAGUGGAAAAACUGGCAGUAGGGAAACAUGUCUAUCUUGUAAUCAAUCAAGCUUCGGGGC
Chara braunii is the source of this 365-nucleotide messenger RNA. Lineage: Eukaryota; Viridiplantae; Streptophyta; Charophyceae; Charales; Characeae. The record is from the annotation of a GenBank genome assembly.